Messenger RNA from Podarcis muralis (Common wall lizard), 8166 nucleotides. RefSeq names its product fibronectin type III domain containing 3B (gene FNDC3B). The record is from RefSeq and is a predicted model, not a curated record. NCBI's taxonomy places the organism in Eukaryota, Metazoa, Chordata, Lepidosauria, Squamata, Lacertidae. Gene Ontology annotation, molecular function: protein binding.
UAGCUUCUAAUCCAGACUGUAUGGUAUGUGGGCUGGUCACAAAUCCCCAUGUGGUCCGACAUCAUUGACAUGGCGGAAUCCCCCACCAAACCCUACUGGUAGUUAUUCCAGAUCGCUCGCCUGCCCGCCCAGCCACACAGCCCGGGGAUUUACCGGACUUGCCCGCCCGCCUCCCUCUUCCGAAGAACGAGCAGGGCCAUUCUCUCCAAGACAGCACCCCCGAGCCCCCGUUUCCAACACAAGGAGGCCCGCUGAGGAAAAUUCUCCAUGAAUGUACGUCACAAUGAUGAUGACCGACCAAAUCCCACUGGAGUUGCCAUCGUUGCUGAAUGGGGAGGUAGCUAUGAUGCCUCACUUAGUCAAUGGAGAUGGAACUCAGCAGGUUAUUUUUGUCCAAGUUAAUCCAGGUGAAACUUUUACAAUAAGGGGAGAAGAUGGGACUCUUCAGUGCAUUCAAGGACCCGCAGAGGUUCCCAUGAUGUCGCCAAAUGGAUCUAUUCCUCCCAUACAUGUGCCUCCAGGUUAUAUAUCACAGGUAAUAGAAGACAACACGGGUGUUCGCAGGGUGGUGGUCACACCUCAGUCUCCGGAGUGCUACCCUCCCAGCUACCCUUCCGCCAUUUCUCCGACCCACCACUUACCCCCGUAUCUUACUCACCACCCGCAUUUCAUUCAUAACUCUCAUACGGCUUUCUACCCACCGGUGACUGGGCCUGGAGACAUGCCACCCCAGUUUUUCCCUCAGCAUCAUCUCCCUCCUACAAUCUACGGAGAGCAAGAGAUUAUACCACUAUAUGGAAUGUCCAGUUACAUAACCAGGGAAGAUCAGUACAACAAACCACCGCACAAAAAAAUCAAAGAACGGCAGAUCGAUCGCCAAAACCGUUUGAACAGCCCCCCUUCGUCCAUCUACAAGAGCCAUCUAGGAAACUGUUCCCCAGUCUACAAUGGCACCAUCAAGGCUCACAACGGAGCCGCGAACGGGGGAGGAGGAGGAGGAGGAGCAGCCGUGCCCGUCGUGAAAAAAACCGAACGCAGAGCAAGAAGCAGCCCAAAGUCAAGCGAGCAGGAACUGCACGAAUGCGACACAGAAACAAAAAGGGUUCAAGAUGUCCUUUCUGGAAUUGAAAAACCGCAGGUUUCCGAUAUCCAGGCGAGGACAGUUUUGCUCACAUGGUCUCCUCCGAAUGACCUUCUGAGUGUGGAUAGGCACAGCAACGGUUUGCCUUAUACCUGUAUUUACGAAGUUGCCUUAUCAGACAAAGGGAGGGAUGGAAAGUACAAAAUGAUUUACAGUGGAGAAGAAUUGGAAUACAAACUGAAAGAUCUUAGGCCAGCAACGGAAUAUCAUGUCAGGGUAUAUGCCGUCUAUAAUUCAGUAAAGGGAUCCCGUUCAGAACCCGUUAGCUUCACCACGCACAGCUGUGCCCCGGAAUGUCCUUUCCCACCCAAACCUUCGCACAGGACCAAAAAUUCCCUAACUUUACAGUGGAAGGCCCCUAUCGACAAUGGUUCAAAAAUCACCAGCUACCUUUUAGAGUGGGAUGAGGGAAAAAGAAGCAAUGUUUUCAGAGAAUGUUACUUUGGGAGCCAAAAACAUUACAAGCUGACGAAGCUUUGUCCGGCUGUGGGCUACACAUUCCGAUUAGCAGCUCAGAAUGACAUAGGCAUGAGUGGCUUCAGCCAAGAAGUUGUAUGCUACACGUCAGGGAAUAUUCCUCAAACCCCUUCCGCACCGAGGCUUGUCCGUGCUGGAGUCACCUGGGUCACCCUGCAGUGGAACAAAGCAGAAGGCUGCACACCAGAGGAAGUCACCACCUACACCCUGGAGAUUCAGGAGGAGGAUAAUGAUAGUGUGUUUCACCCAAAGUACACUGGAGAAGACCGAACAUGUACUGUGAAAAAUCUUAAAAGAAGCACACAAUAUAAAUUCAGGCUCAUUGCCUCCAACGUAGAAGGGAAGAGCAGUCCCAGCGACGUCUUGGUCUGUACAACAAGCCCUGACCGGCCGGGGCCUCCCACCAAACCCGCCGUGAAAGGGCCAAUCACAUCUCAAGGCUUCAGCGUCAAAUGGGACCCUCCUCAGGAUAAUGGUGGUUCAGAAAUCCUAAAUUACCUGUUAGAAAUUUCAGAAGGAAGCUCUGAAGCAAAUCAAUGGGAAGUGGCUUACAGAGGAUCGGCUACAGAAUGUCCGUGUACUUACUUGAAACCAGGGACUUUGUAUAAGCUCCGGGCAUGCUGUAUUAGCACUGGUGGACACAGUCAGUGUUCUGAAAGUUUACUUGUCCGUACACUAAGCAUCGCUCCAGGCCAGUGUCAGCCACCCAGAGUACUUGGCAAACCAAAGCAUAAGGAAGUGCAGCUGCAAUGGGAUGCUCCUCCUGUGUCAGACAGCAGUUGUCACAUCUCGGCAUACGGUGUAGAAAUGACUGGCCCCGAAGAGGCGACAUCGGAGGUGUAUCACGGUCUGGGUCUCGAGUGCACGGUUGGCGAUCUCCUGCCUGGGACAAGCUAUCACUUCAGAGUGAGGGCCCUGAAUGACGGAGGGUAUGGGACGUAUUCCGAAGCCACAAUAAUCACAACCGCUGCUGGGCCCCCCGGGCAGUGCAGACCACCUUCCCUUGCCUUCAUUUCUGAUACAAGUGUACUUGUUAGCUGGGAGAGUCCCGAGAGCUUUGGUGCUGACAUCUCAGAAUACAGACUGGAGUGGGGAGAAGACGCAGAGUCCUUAGAACUCGUGUACAGUGGCACAGGCAACUCCUUUGAAAUCAGCCAGUUAUCAGCCGCAGCACACUAUUUCUGUAGGCUACAGGCAAUAAACCAGGCAGGAGCAGGACCUUACAGUGACCUGGUGACCUGUACAGCCCCAGCGUCAGUCCCUGAUGCUGUGACCACUCUCUGCGUAUCCGAUGAUGAGCACUUGGAUUCCUCUCCAAUUUCACCCUUUGUGUGCCUUGUAUUGAACUGGGAAGAACCGUGCAAUAAUGGUUCUGAGAUUAUUUCUUACAACGUCGACCUCGGCGAUGUUAUUAUCCCGGUGGGGAACGUCACAAGCUACGUCGUUAGCGACCUGCUUCCAGAAACCACAUUCCGGAUCCGGGUUCAGGCUGUAAAUGGCAUCGGAGCGGGACCUUUUAGCCACUCGAUUAAGGCCAAGACCAGGCCUCUGCCCCCUUUACCUCCUCGGCUAGAGUGCACUGCAGCUGGUCCUCAGAGCCUGAAGUUGAAGUGGGGGGAGAGCAGCUCCAAGCAGCACACUGCCGACGACAUGCUGUACAUCUUGCAGAUUGAGGACAAGAACAAGAGAUUUAUUCCAAUCUAUAGGGGACCAAGUCACACCUACAAGGUACAACGGCUGAUGGAGUUCACCUGCUUCGCUUUCAGAAUACAGGCCGUAAACGAAGCCGGGGAAGGACCUUUCUCAGACGUAUUUACCUUCAGCACAACCAAAUCCAUUCCCCCCGCCAUCAAAGCCCCUAGAGUGAGACAGCUGGAAGGAAACGCCUGUGAAAUUGCUUGGGAAGCUGUACCCCCCAUGAAGGGAGACCCUAUCAGUUACAUUCUGCAGGUCUUGGUUGGAAGAGAGUCUGAGUACAAACAGGUGUACAAGGGAGACGAGACGACGUUCCAAAUCUCAGGCCUUCAGACGAACACAGACUACCGAUUCCGCGUGUGUGUUUGCCGCCGGUGCUUGGAUACCUCACAAGAACUUAACGGACCUUUCAGCCCAUCUGUUGCCUUUCUGCUCCAGCGGAGGGAGCUGAUGCUCACGGGGGAAAUGGGGAGGAUAGAUGACGCAAAGACGAAAAGUAUGAUGCCUUCGGAUGAACAGUUUGCCGCCCUCCUAGUCCUCGGCUUUGCCAGCGUCUCCAUCUUAUUUGCCUUUAUACUACAGUAUUUGUUUAUGAAGUAAAGAGUCCCAUUACAAAGGUAUCAUAUUAACUAAUGCUACGCAUUAUCCACAUUAUCAGAUAUUCCUCUUAUUUUAUUUUAUUUUAUUUUCUCCUUCUCUCUUUUUUCCCCCCCAGUGGUGUUUUCCAAUACAUUUUAUACAUUUUUCCUGGAUUAACGUGGGAUGGGGUGGGCAUAGGGAUAAAGCCCUAUUUAGGAAAUACUGGGAGUUCGGGUGUUCCUUUUCGAAACUCAGAAGACUAGGAAGUGGUCAGAAAUAUCCAGGGCAGAUACCAAAAGCAAGUAGCCUGGUUUGUUUUUUGCCUUUUUUAUUUUUAUUUUUUUAAAAUAAUCUAUUCUGUAUUUGUUACUUUGCUUUCAAUGGAUUCAGAAAUGUAACCAAUUUGCCUUCACUUUCUUGGGGUUGUUUUCGUUUUUCGUUUUUGUUUUUUGCUAACAUCAUUGCAGUCUUUUAAGUUGCAAGUUUUAUUACAUUAGAAUAACUGCUUUCAGCUCUUCCGCAUCUACAAGCCUUAAUCACCAAGUAUAGCAUUGCGGUUAGAAAGUGGCGUUCGGCGAUACACAGUGUUGGACAAAAACAGUAAUUAAUCAACUUUGCAUACAAUGAUAUCCACUACAUUUUCCUCCUCCUUCCCUCACCCCUUCCUCUCUCCCCCCCCUUCUUUCUACAUUGUUAAAAAAAAAAAAAAUUUAAACUCCGCUACAUUAUCAACUAUAUAUUUAGCACAUUUCAAUCCAAAUAAUUUAUCCUGCAACAUGAAGUUCAUUUAAAAAAAUAAUAAUAAUCUCUUUAUUCCAGUUGUUUGCGCACUAUGAGCUGCCUGCAUAACAGAUCCGAUAACCAGAUAGCUUUAUAAGUGACAAAGCAUUACAGUCCCUACCAUUUCUUUAUUUUAUUUUAUAGCGGUAAUUUUAAGAGGGCAUUGUGCAAUAGUUACUCCCAUGUCCAGCUGGUCUUUUUUUUUAAAAAAGAAAAAGAAAAAAUAAAGCUGCUUUUAACUUGUUUGCCUUUGUAUAUACUCUUAAUCCAAUCACUAGAUAUAUUCACCUUGAUUUAUAUGUUUAGAACUGGCGAGAGAGAGAGCUUGCUGCCUUUGCUAUUUAUAUUAAGUAUUAUUACCUUUUUGACGUUAAGUAAUUGUUCAGUCAGCCACUUAAGAGGGGAGGAAAGAGGCGCCCAUCUGUGUUGGGGAAACCUGGCAAUGAGGCCUCCUCGGACGCAUAAUUUGAAUGUGAGGCAUUGCAGGGCGCCACGAAAAGAGCGCCACGCCCUGCUCCUCUCCCAGGAAGCGCCUGCCGCGACGAAACGCGGGAUGCGACUUUGGCGCAUUGCAAGAUGUCCUCUAGCCCCACUCAACUUCUGGAGGCUGCUGCUUCCUGGGCGAUGUUCCGGGGCACACACAUUGCACCACCCAUGUUGCAGUAAGUAGGGAGAAACGAAAGAAGAGAAGGCAGGGCGGCCGCUAUCUUCAGUGUGCAUCCCAUAAUAUCUCAGUCCAGCCUUAAGCUUGCGCUCUUCCCGCAGCAAAUGUGACCCAUUGCGAGAGCCAACGUCAAGGUUGUGGUUUUUUUCUUUUCUUUUCUUCCUUUCGGAACAUUGUCUUUACAUCGCUGGCCCUGAUGGCCGUGUUUAUCCAGUCCAUCAAAAUCCUUGAUAUAUGAAUCAUUGGCUUAUUUACACAAUAUCAAUGUUGUCCAAGUGCCUCAGGGAUAUUGAUAGGCAGGAGGGGCGAGUGGAUUCCAAAAGGGCGCGGCAGACACAGGGCCAGGAACUUCCCCCUUGUAAACGCGGCCCCGAGUCACAACGGACUCGAGUUGCGUUUCUGCAGCGCUUGCACAGGGCAGACACCUGCCUCGCGACUCCUGGCGGGCAGGGCAGCUGUCGGAGAAGCUCCAACACUUUGUAUAUCCCUGCUUUUUAAAAGGAGAAAACAAACAGAAAUAAUCAUUUUGUAUAUUUUUGCUGUCUUUGGUUUGGCUUGGCUCUUCUGUCUUCUAUGUUAGCUACGACGCAGUGUCCCUGUAGUAGCAUAUAUUCCCAUAACCAAAGUAAUGGGGGAACCAACAUUAUUUUUGAUCUAGGUUUAUUUAUACUAUAUACUGCAUACAGUACUUUAAAUGCCAAUUACAGUGCAAUCUUAUUAUUUAUUGUAAAAAAAUAAAAUAAAUAAAAAGUGUACUUAUGUACUAAAUUUCCCCCGCCCCCUUCCUUUGUAGCAUGUUAUAUUUUCAAUUUUAUUUUAUUUUAUUGUCAGUUUUUGUUUUAUAUAAGUGUAGGUUUACCGACAUCAGCAUUCCUAGGAUUAUUAACCUUCUUACACUUUUACUUGUGCAUUUUUUGGGGGGGAAAUAAUGGGAGUGUCUUAGUAUAUUAAUUGCCAAAAAGAACGAACCCCUCCCCUCUGAUAUGGGGCCUGAUAAGCCAAGCAUCUUGCUGUGUAAUGGCUUUGAAACUGAAUUAUCUGUGGGGUUUUGUCUAGUAUCAGAGCUUGUCGAAUUAUACGCUUGAUCAACGACCGAAAAGUUUACAUGUAGCCAAAACUAAAGUGAAACGAAAAACAUGACCAUCUCUUGGAAGGACAUUCUAAGGUUUGACGAAUUAUUCUUUGUGCCUCUCUAGAUGUAGCAAACUAGUACAAAGGUUCUGUAUCUUGUUAUUGACUAUCGUUAGUUUAUAAAUUUGCCUAGAAAACUAAUGGUAUUGAGCUUAACUUGCCUCUUUCUCUUCCCCACUUCCUUUGGCCAAAGUCAAUGGCUUGUCAAAUGUUCCUAGUGGUGUUUAUAUGUGUGUGUUUUAAUUUAAAUUUAUUUCUUGUAUGAAAUUUGGGUGACCACAAAUAUAAGUUCCGGACAUGUUGUUUUGGUGAAAUUUUGUCUGUUUAAGGGGAGGGGGAAGUGCCCCUUCUAGAAAAAGUUAGUUGUGCAUAAAUUUCAUUGAACUUAAGGGGAGAAGUGAGUCCUGGGAUGUUGGGCUCCCAUGGCUUGUAAUGUCUAAGCAAUGUAUCACCCUUGGUUUUCGCUGUAGCUAACUUUUAUCUGGAGUGGGGCCAGAUGGUUUUGAAAUCUGAUGAUUGGGAAAGCCACAAUUUUGUAGAGGUCCCUUUUCCUUCCUCCACUCUUCCUCCUCCUCCUCCACCACCCCCACCCCCCACAAAAAAAAAUCUGGUUCACUACAGCAAAAAUCUCCUAACACCUUUAAAACUGAGUGGGAAACAAACUACUGUAAACUUUGUAAAGGCGCUCUAGAAAUUGAGAUUUAUACAUUUUGAGUGUUUAAAAAUAAAAGAUAUGGAAUUGUAGUUUUACAUAAGGUUGAAUAAAUGUGACGAGGAGGGAAGUCUGUAACACUUUAUUAUCGAGAAAGUAUUUAAAAUAAUUUGUUACGUAUUUUUAUUGUAGUUUCGAAAAUCAAAUGUCUCUUCCUUAGCCCUCUCCCCCCUUCCACAGACACUGCCAUGAUCCAUGAAAUAUCGUGGGGUGACAUGUAUGGUUCUCUUUGCAAACACUGCCAUUUAUGCCAUAGGGAUUGACUAGAACUAACCUCUCUGAUGCAGGUGUAGAAUAAAAGUGUUGCAAAUCCAAAUCAUUCCUGAUUCUGCCUCCGUAAACAGCAGGCUUGAUUCUGCUGACGGCUUUGUUAUAUUUCCUUAUACUGUACGUCUGUCCCGGCCCAAAAUCAGUCUCAGCUGUGUACAGGCAAGCUCCCCAUUCCCAAUCCUGUAGACUUUAAAGGAAAUUGUAAAAAUAAAAAAAAUGCAAAGUGGGGAAAGUAUUUUAAGAAACUAUUUAAGAGGAAAAGAAACAUUUUUAUAUUAUCUGCCUUUGUCCUUUAUGAACUUGAAAUGUUGUAGUUUUCUAAUCCUGUUUUCGUCAGCGACAGUAAAUCAGUAUUCACUGUUAUCAUGGGAAAAGUGCCCUAAAUUGAAUGUUUCCGAACAUUAUCCUUGCACAAUUCUUUAAAUUGAAAAAUAAAUAAAUGAUAAUAAUAAAAGGGUUGGUUUUUCUUUUGGGUUUUUUGUUUUGUUUGUUUUUUUACCUCACUAAUAGGACAUAUACAUUCCAAGCUUUUCGACUCUUGAGAGAAAUAAUCAUAAGUUUUCUUGUAUUGUAAAUUUAACUAUUUCAUACGCAUUGUAUUAAAACUGCCAUAUCGAUUUUAAUGUAUAGAUUUUUGCAAAUAUUACGCUAUGUAUGUAUCUGUAUCUGUAGUGUAUAUGUAAUAUAUUUAUGCCCAAUAAAUGUUUUAAUUCUUUA